Messenger RNA from Macadamia integrifolia, 2614 nucleotides. RefSeq names its product wall-associated receptor kinase 2-like. Lineage: Eukaryota; Viridiplantae; Streptophyta; Magnoliopsida; Proteales; Proteaceae. The coding region runs from base 67 to 2259 and encodes 730 amino acids. Gene Ontology annotation, molecular function: protein serine/threonine kinase activity; calcium ion binding; polysaccharide binding. The record is from RefSeq and is a predicted model, not a curated record. The transcript is spliced from 4 exons. Gene Ontology annotation, cellular component: plasma membrane. Gene Ontology annotation, biological process: protein phosphorylation; cell surface receptor signaling pathway.
CUAUGCCUUUAUAAGUCACUUGCGAUCUUGAAAAACCCUGAUCUGAGCUUAUUGAAUUCAAAACUUAUGGCUAUGGUUCUGAAUCCUCUGAUACUUCUUAGUCUUCUAACCUUUGUUUCAAUUGCCAUGGAGACUCCACCAAUGGCCAAGCCAAAUUGCGUCGACAAAUGUGGAAAUGUGAAGAUACCUUACCCAUUCGGCAUCGGAGAAGGAUGCUACAGGGAUCCUGAUUAUAAUAUUAAAUGCGAUCCCGGCACCCACAUGCCCUAUAUUCGAGGAGAGGCUAAGCGUGAGGUUAUUAAUAUAACACUAUCACCACCCCAGCAAGCCGUAGUGAAGCAUAAAUAUUUUGCUUCACAAUGCUACAAUUCUAUACAAAAGGUAACGAAUUUUCACCCCUACUGGUUUGAUCUGAACCAAUCGCCUUUCAGGUUCGCAGAAAGCAACAAGUUCAUGGCCAUUGGAUGCAACACUAUGGCCUAUAUAGGCGAUGAAGGCUUUACAAGUGGGUGCUUAUCUCGGUGCAAAAGCAUGGAUAUUUUGGUAAACGGGUCUUGCUCUGGAAAUGGUUGUUGCCAAAGCUCAAUUCCUAAUAAGGGUCUCAAAUUUUUCAACGUGAGCUUUGCAAGCAUGCUUUACGACUCGGAGUGGGCUUCCGACCGUUGUAAAUUUGCCGUCGUAGCUCAUCCAGACUCUUUCACCUUUGACACAUCAUAUGCUAGCAUGUUGAAUGAUAAAGCAUUCCAAAUUACCAGUAGAACGCAGCUUGAAAUGGUGUUGGACUGGGCAAUUGGGAAUCAGACAUGUAAAGAAGCGCUUGAUGAUAUAUCUUAUGCUUGUGGUCCAAAUAGCCAUUGCAAAGAUUCAACCAAUGGCCCCGGUUAUAAUUGUUACUGCCAAGAAGGUUUUGAAGGUAACCCUUAUCUCCCUCAAGUGGGAUGCCAAGACGUGGAUGAAUGCAAAGGAUCCCAUAAUUGCUCUGAAAAUGCUAAAUGCAACAAUUAUCUUGGGGGUUAUAACUGCUACUGUCCAAAACACUUUAAUGGCGAUGGUUGGAACAAUGGAACUAAAUGCAAACAAACGAUAGUGAAUCGCCUUGCUCCAGGUAUUGGUGCUGCAGGCUCUAUAUUUCUACCUGUCUUUAUUUGGCUUUGGUUUUGGGCAAUUCAGGAAAGGCAACGGAAAAAAAAUUUCGAAGAAAAUGGAGGUAUUCUAUUGAAGCAACAAAUAGCUAAUCUUCAAAAGGUCAAAUUAGAGAAGGAGACAAAGAAAGAGGACAAAAGUUUACCGGAGAAAGGGGACAAAGAAAUUUUCAAGUUUUUCACCCUAAGAGUGAUUAAGAAUGCAACCCAAAGCUUCAAGAAUCCACUCAGAGAAGGAGAGUUUGAUAAAGUUUAUGAUGGUGGCAAAGUACCUGCCACUAUUAGGAAACCCGAAAAGAUGAACAAAGGUCAGAUUAUACAGUUUAUAAAUGAGGUUUAUUUUCUCUCACAAACCAACCAUGAUCAUCUGGUAAAGCUCUUGGGUUGUUGUCUAGAGGAUUCUAAACCAAUGUUAGUUUAUGAGUUUUUCUCCAACAGGACCCUCUUCGACUAUAUCCAUGGGGAGGAAGAUAGGGAAGAAUGUCUUUCAUGGAAAGAUCGUUUAAGAAUUGCGACAGAAUUAGCCAAUGCCCUAGACUAUUUGCACUCUUUUCAUUCGGUGCCAAUCUUUCAUGGGAAUGUCAAGUCUUCUACAAUACUUAUAGGUAAUAAAAUGAAGGCUAAAGUAUCUGAUUUUGGAACUUCAGGUUUUAUUUCUAUUCAACCGAAUGAAUAUGAAAAGAAGAAACCAACUUUUCAAGGGAAUAGUGGGUACUUAGAUCCAGAAUAUUAUGGUACAGAUUGUCAAUUAAUUGAUAGAAGUGGCCCCGAAUUUUGUCGUGCAGAUUGCCAUAUAACUGAUAAAAGUGACGUUUAUAGUUUUGGAGUGGUUCUAAUGGAGCUUGUGACUGGGAAAAAGCCAUCUGGGAUAGAUAUAAAGGAAACCCUAGAAAAUUUUAUUGCGUCUCCAAUGCAAGAUGAGAAUUUUCUUGAUGCCCGAAUAAAGAAGGAUGGGAGGAAAGAAGAUUUCAAGAAAGUUGCUGAGUUUGCAAUAAAAUGCGUACAAGAUAAAGGGGAAGAUAGGCCGACAAUGAAAACAGUUGUGAUGCAGCUUGAUUCUUUUAAAGUGUUGUUUGAAGCAUCGACAAGUUCUAGUACCAAUAUAGCACCUGAAUAGAUGUUGGUCAUUGAUUGUUUAACUACUGAUGAUCUCUACAAAAAUGAUCUGGUGUGAGGGACGAAGGCACAAGAAGCUGAACCGAUUGCAGUGAUGGAAGUGCUGAGUCAUGCUAGUGUGUUAAGCACUUCAAGCUUAUUCUAUACUUGAGUGAUGAUGGAUUUGUGGUGACUUUUCCUUAGUUUGUGGAAUUGGAGUUCAGGACUGUUGGCUCAGGUUUUGUAUAAUAGUUGGUUUCUUUUGAAACUAUCUUUAUUUAUGAUGUGAUUGUCCACGUGUGAGUAUUAAUCACAAUUUGGAAGCUUUGGAUUUUAUUAAUGGUGAGGAUUUUCAUUUGUCGGGGUCUUUUUAUCAA